AUGGAUGGUCUGCUGACUGCGAUCAAGUCAGUUCAAAGGGAUGCUGGGCCUUCGUUGGUAGCAGUUGGAACAAACAAUGCUUGCAAGGACGAGCCUAUCAAACCUGCUGCGGAUCUGAGCCAAGACAUACCACCGGAGCAAGUAAUUCAGAUACUCAAAUCUCAACCGAACAGCGAAGAGCUCAUCGUGAUACUUGCCGCUUUGGAUCCUUACGACAAAUCACGCAAAGUGUCUCAAAUCGAUGUCCGUAUUCCAGGUCCAAUCACGGCUCAGAUUCUUCAAAUCCUGGUCAGCACCACAGUACCCGAUCAUUGGCAGCUUCUGAACGCGAAAGGCAGCAAAUCAAGUCAUGGAAAAGGCCGAGCUGCGCUACUUCGUUGCUUCAACAGUAUAGCUGGAGUGGGAUCCCUUCUUGCUGAGCUUCGCGCCCUCCUCUCCGGCUCGUCCGUGCAAAGUCAAAAUGACAAAAACGCGAAAACUUCUCCCAGAACGCUAGAUAUCCUGUCUGUUCUAUCUGCUCUGCUUGAGCCACACGAGUUCAUUCAAAGGAUAUUCAUCGAUAUUUCGUCCAUUUAUGGCGCUCGCACCCGGCAGCAAGCAGCGUGGAGAGAAUUCGUGUCGUUGAUAGCGGCCGGCAAAAUCCUUUCAACUGUAGCAGAAGCUCUCUCAAUUGUCAACUUACCUGAGUCCAUGUCGAGCUGCUCCUGGGUUGGUGAAGGUCCCCGCUAUGCAUCAUGGCUGGGCUCAAAUAUUGCGAUUUUAGCCUCAGGUCUGAGUAUUGAUGACGCCGACAGCUGGACUUCGCUAGCUCUUCUUACCAGUCGAUCGCUGAGUCUCGGAUAUUCCGAUCAUGUUGUUCGUGAGAUCUAUAGCAGACUGCUUGUAGAGAAUUCCUCUCCGCAAAGUCUUGGCUUACUGAUUGAUUGCUUAAGACCGUUGGAGCAAGUCGCAGUAGUGGAAGCUAUCUUCCGCGAUAUCCAGAAGAAGUUUUUCUCAGAAGACCCUUCUGAGUCAGGUGCAAUGUCUGACUUGACAUCCCCAAUUAUUGCCAGUGUAGCAGCACUCUGCAAGUUGCUUGUGAUGGAUCGUCCUUUCCUCCGGGAGCAAAUAAUGAACUGGCUUUCAAAAGGACAAGGUGGCUCAAUUUACACUGUCGGCCUUCGCCGGGCUAUUCUUUCGACAUUUAACGAUUGCGCGGGCACGCUUCAAUCUUUGCUUUCUCGUGGCCUGGAACAAUUUGGCGAUCGGUUCUCAAUCAAGCACCUCCCUGUCGUUGUUCAGAAUGCACAGGCACAGAUAAUUCUGCUUGCGGGGGGACAAUUGAAUCGGCUGGAUUCGCCGAGCGUUCAGGCGAUUGGGCGUACGAGUGGCUAUCUGAACGCAGUAUCAAAUCGAUUAGCAGCCUCCUCGACUCAGGCUCGUUUCCUUGGAAUGAUAGUGGGAACAGGGAUAUCCCAGCUCAUUGAGAAGCCUGGAAAUUCCAUGAAGUUUGAUUUGGACGAGAUGCGGAGCGACGAGGCCAUGUCUUAUCUGGGCCUGACAAAGGUCCAGGACGCGGUUGGAUCUGUUGAAUCAAUUCAAGAAUUGAGACACGAGAGCUCAACGACAAAGCAAAGAACUCGAGAAGCUCGGACAUCUAAAGAAGCUGGGUCACAGCCAAAUCGGAUUCAACCGCAAACGAGCAAGAUUGUGACCAUCGAAGAAAUUGACGACAGUGGAGAAGACAUUGGCAGCGACGGUGACUUGCUUCCCUACGAGAAGCCAGACGAUGACAUGGAGGAUGAUGAUGACGAUCCAACGCUGGUCCAACGUAACAAGCCUAGCGCACCUGUGUACAUCCGAGAUCUCAUUACGUUCCUACGUGAUACUGAUAAUGUGGAACGUUACCAUCUGGCCAUUACAUCUGCACCGUCAUUAAUCCGGCGGAAGGCAGGAUUUGGAACCGAGCUUGCCGAACAAGUGGAGGAGCUGGCGUUGACGCUGGUCAGCCUGCAAAAUGACAAGGACCAUUCGUCCUUCCACGAGUCACGUCUCCAAAGCAUGAUAGCUCUCAUCGUGUCACAGCCGGUGAAAAUGGGUCGCUGGUUCGCUGCAAUCUUCUUUGACGGUGACCUAUCUCAAGUUCAGCGCUCAGCAAUACUGACAGCAUUGGGGCUUGGCGCACGAGAGAUCGCUGGCAAUGGCGAAGACGAUGCCAAAGCCCUGAAGCUCCCGAGCUUGGGCGAUACAUCGUUCCCAUCAAAGCGUUUAUCACCGGCCUCGGAGGCCGUUUUCAUGGACACUAGUCGGUCCCCUAUCGCUACUCUCACGCAAGAGAUGGCAAAGACAUCUUUGCAACCGCUGGCAGCCGAUGCUGCUGACCGCGUGACCGGUCCGAAUGCACUCAAGGUUCGCACAUUUUCCUCCCGUAUGGAGGUCGAGAAGAAGCGACAAGAGCGUGAGGCCCAGCGCCAGAAGAGCGUCGUGAAGGAUCUGCACACUGUCCUUGCUCAGGGCUUCUUUUUCCCUCUUCAAGCUCGGUUUGAGCGCAUGAUGCUCCAAUUUGCUUCAUCCUCGGCUCCGUCGCACAAUCCCUUUAUGGUACCGCACAUUCUCACGCUCUUCCUUCAGACGCUUUCCUUGAUUUUCUCCACUGCUGGUCCACAUAAUCCGUUACUUGCGGCUUUCACGCACGAGACUUUGUCGUUGCUGAUUUCGCUACACACGGCUCCGGUAGCCAGCGAACCCACGGUGACCGCGGCGUUGCUCAGUCUUUUCCUGGCUGUCGUGGACGUGAAUGUGGCGUUUGGCUCAACUGGCGAAGAACGCCUAGUCACUGAGCAGGCCACACGAGUGAUGGAACUACGCGAGUGGGCAUCUGAAGUCUUUGAUCGUACACCCGCAGGUAGGGUCAAAGCAGAUUCUGGUACCUUUACCGAUCCCCAAGAGCAGAUGCGAACAUUAUCUGCGGGAGUGAUGGUGCGUCUAGGUGAGGUCAUCGAGCGAUAUCAAGGACGAUUGAUGGGCGUGAAUGCCGGGUUCAAGUACUAA
Molecule: messenger RNA, 3030 nt
Organism: Penicillium oxalicum
Lineage: Eukaryota; Fungi; Ascomycota; Eurotiomycetes; Eurotiales; Aspergillaceae
Product: telomere length regulation TEL2 family protein
Exons: 6
Coding region: 1-3030 (1009 amino acids)
Biological process (GO): protein stabilization; telomere maintenance via telomerase
Cellular component (GO): cytosol
Molecular function (GO): Hsp90 protein binding; telomeric repeat DNA binding
Source: RefSeq, a predicted model, not a curated record